AUGAAAAUCAACACGAUUAUUUCAACGCUCAAGACUUUUUUGUCAAUUGUACUCGGAGGCCCUUCAACGCCAAGUCACUUUCUCCUUGCUGUUGCUUACGAGGUACCAUGUGGAAAUACUUGCAUUGUUAGAAGCUUUGGAACGACUGUCCUCUCUUCCAAGGAAUUAAUUACUGGUAUGGUAAGUACUUCUCCCGCAAAAAGUAUGAAUACUCUGCAAGAAUAUAAGGACCAAAAUCAAGCUCUGGCUCGUCGUUUAGAAGAGGUCCAAAUGUCAUGA
This is a messenger RNA of Funneliformis geosporum, 279 nucleotides long. The record is from the annotation of a GenBank genome assembly. NCBI's taxonomy places the organism in Eukaryota, Fungi, Glomeromycota, Glomeromycetes, Glomerales, Glomeraceae.